AUACCUGGCUACUUGGUCAGUUCUUAAUUGACUUACAUCAGAUAAGGAGUGUAAGAUUUUCAUGUUCUGGAAAGUUUGUGGAUAUAACUUCAAGUAUUCGAGGGAUCUGUAACGAAGCAAACAUGAAGUGAAUGAUAUCUACGAUGAUCCGUCAAGGAUGAGCAAUGUUGAAUCAACCAAGCGGGAAUAUUUGGAUACUGAUUCUAUUAGCAGUAUUGGUACCAUGGCCCACAACACUGACCCAGCAACUACCCCUCGUACCGUCUGCUGUGGGUAGUGGCCGCGCCCUCUGCCCCCCGGGAUGGCUCCCGGCGUCCGUGCCAAAGGCUGGUUUUGAGCUGGUCCGGUCUAGGAUCUGUGUCAAGGUCAACUUGGAGAGGCGAUGGACGGAGGCUCUGGGACUGUGUCGGGCGGGGCGGGCGUUUCUGGUCAAACUGGACUCGAUCGUCACCUUGGGCGGGGAGUCGCUGUUUGAUUACCUGCGGCAGAGAGGUGUACGUACCAUCUGGACAGGUGUACACCACAAGUACGGCACGCUGCUCUGGGACGAGAUGAAGCCACGGAUGCUUAAAGCAUACCUCGGAGAGAGCGAGCGCUACGGAUGGAACAAGCGAGGCUGGAAGUUCGACUCCAGCUCCUACAGGCUGGGGAACAAAACCUGCGGGGCCCUAGACCUGGGGGAUCCCAGGGUCAGAAGGGCCCUGGCUCCUGCAGACAGGCGGGUGGUCAAGCGCAGGGCCGCCUCCCCCGCGGCCACAGUGACGCCAAAACCCCAGACAAAGCCCGGGUCAACGAGCCAGGGCGCGGGUUCCAGUGCUCGGCCAACGGCUCCAACAGAAAAGCUGGCACCAACACUGCAAGCUGCUUCAACGUCUGAGAGCUGGCGCGGACAAGUUCCUAAACCACUCGACCAAUCGACGCUAGGGUCAAGAGGUCAGCAGACCACCACAACAACAACCACCGAUCCAUCGGACCUUGAAGACAUCGAGCAGCCGCCCACCAUCCAGGCCACGCCCACAGACGCCAAGACAGCUUUAAGCGGCGCCACCACCAAAUCCCCACCCCCUCCAAACGAGACAUCCGGACAGACGACUACGUCAUCAUCCCCUGACACCACGAUUUCCGGCACCACGACCCCUGACCCCGCGUCUAUCAUCGACAGUUUCCGCAGUCCCCUGGACAACCCCGGCAACGACCACGACAUUGCCGCCCACGACGACCCCCUCCUGCGUGUCCUCCAGCCGCAGGUAGCCUACGCCUCUGAGACCCAGCACGCCAUCCAGCAGGCCCGCUCGCCCCUGCUCUCCUCCGAGAGCUGGGACAGUAACGAGAUAGCCCAGCUGCUGCUCCCCAACCUGAUGGCCGGCACGCGGACCUCCAACACAACAUCCAACCCGCUGCGGGCACUGGUCCGCACAAUGCAACAACAAAACACCACAGCAAAACUUCCGCCCACCACGACAAAAAUCCCACUCGUCCAGAACCUGACUAGCACCACCCCACCCCCGCUAAACACGUCACGGGUCACCGUGACACAGAUGCAGGAGAAAACACCAGAGACCCGACCCAGCCUCGUUCUGACGUCACCCAAACCCAGCACCCUGCUCAGACCCACCGCAAGUCUUAGUCUGACGUCAUUCUUCAACACGACGCCAAAGUCUUUGACAACCACAUCAACAACAGAACCAACAAGUACAUUAUCUACAUCAACUACAACAGCUCAGCAAGCAUCGUCUACGACAACAGAUACAUCGACAUCGACAUCAACAACACAAACAACCUCUUCUACAACAACUCAACCAACACCAUCACAAACCACAACACGACUAACAACCCCAACUACAACUACGUCCAAAAAUGCAUCAUCACUCAAAGAUUUACUCAAAUCUAACGACAACCUAAAUAGAGCAACCCUACCUCCAAUCAAAUCUUUAAUCGAGCCUUUGCUCCAACGGCUGCUUCCGCUCCAGAACACAACAUCCGCCCCUCUGAGCUUUGACCUGGAUAGCUCUAAAGAAAACACAGACAGCGUUUCCUCAAACUCAUCCAGCACCAUAGACAAGACGUCACCCACGUCCUUAGAUCUCAACUCAACGUCUGAUAACUCUACCACAGACGGCAACAGUGGUGAAGAAGACGUGACACCAUCAGCAAACACCACCCGCAUCAAACACCACCGAGCCAACAGGACCCAGGACACCUCUAGCAUUGACCUUGACCUAGGCUCCGAGUCUGACGAAUCUCUAAACAAGAUGCUCGGCAGUUUUGAUCUGGAUCUUUUUGGCGCGGCACUAAAUCCUCCAGCCGGCGCAGCGAUAGCUAGUGCAGCAGCCACAACCACAACCUCACAGACCACAACAACAUCAGUAACCACAUCCACCACAACCACCACACCCACGCCACAGAAACCAACAUCCGAGUCUCCCCCCACCUCGACCACAUCCAAACCUCCCCCGGUCGUCACAAUACAAACUGGCAGAGACACGACUACAGUCAAACCUGGCCAGGUGAACGAGGAACCACGCAAGGAACCAAUCAGCGUGGAGAUCGACGCCAGCCUAGAGAAGCCGAGCCUGGACACGCCCACCAACAGAGACUGGGAACUUUUCUCCACAGAGAGGAUGGAACCCGUCUCUAGCGAGUCGUCGGAAAAGGUUGACAUCGACGCGGCGUCAGUGCUGCGUCAGAGUCAGCUGAUGGAGCCGAUAGACGUGAUGGCACUGAAGGACUGUGACGAGAUUCACCCGUCUGUCUGUGUGUCUGAGGCCAUAGAGGAGCUUUCAUUGGUGAGCCACUGCGACAAGAACUGGUACGGUCACCGCCUGUUGGACAGGUGCUACAAGCCCCAGGGGUCACUGCUGACUGAGAUUCGAGCUCGCGAGAUGUGUAAGCAAAGUGGCGCCACCCUCGCUACGGCAGACAACUCUUUCUACGGCAACAUCACCGCCAUGCUGCUCGAUGGAUUCGUAGCCAGUAAAGUUCUGGGCAGGAGAAUCUGGCUGGACACGACCUUGAACCUUGACCUACCUGUAGACGGCAACUGCUCACUGUUGGAGGACGGCACCAUCCAAAAAGUCAGGUGUGACCUGAGCUUGCCGUUCAUCUGCCAGAAGGAUGCCAAGUUUGUCCAAACUUUUGCUGACAACGUUGAAGUGAAUACAGUGACCGUGGUCCAAAACAUGACGUCAUUCCAGCCCCAAACCCUGCCCUGCCCCCUGAGCAUGUCCGCGUUUGAUGAGGUCAUAGUUUGGUUCAAAGAUGGCCGCCCUCUCAUUGACAUGACAGAUGACCAGAGGUCAUCCUAUGGACAAAGGAAUGGACAACUGCCAAACAAUCUGGAAAUCGACUACAGCAUUCUGGAGAGGGUGGGGGAGGGAGGGGCGAGGAUCCCCAAACAGGCCAUGCUGCAGGGGGAGUACUGGUGUGAGAUAUGGAGGCCCCAGCCCUUUCACAGGGUCGUGUCUGACAAGAUCUUCCUCAAGUUUACAGAUGUGAUUACACUGAGGGGGGUCAUUCAAACAAAGCCCCCCACCUUCAGGGAGGCGGCGCUAUUCAACAGGAUGGGGGUGAUGGUGGGGCUACCAGCCCGCAUGGAGACGCUGAUGGCGGUGAUGAACAAGAACAUCACCCACACCCUCAGGGCGGUCCUACCCAUCGUCCGUGACGUCAUCACUUUCAUCAAACGGACCAGCCCAGAGGAUGGACGAACGGAAUUCGUGACUUACAUCACCAUUGCAACAGGAGACCUCUCAAUGCCCAUGCGCGGGAACUUGGCUGACAUGUACCUGUCCUCGUUCUACGACGCGCUGGUGCAGAACGAGGACAUGAUACGUGCCCAGUGGAACGUGACGCUGCCCUUUAUAUCAGCUGUGUCAGUCUCUAUGACAGACAUGUGUCCAGAGACCAGCCUGUAUGACAAGACAACCGGCUACAACGCCACAUUCCCCAGUACCACGGUCAACACCUACGCCACAAGCAGGGACUUUUGUGCCAACGGUCAGCCCUCAGGGUCAGCCUUCUGUAAAGGUGACCUUCAGACCGGCGCCUACUGGGACACAUGGAAGGUCACCACCUCCUGCUUCACGUCCAGUGGGAUUCGAACCGCCUCCUCCACACCUCGGCCCAACAACACCACACGGAAAGGUUUCGACACGCCCAUCUCUUCAGAUCUACACAAUCCAGAGCAGGUGAUAGUGCCAGACAACGUGGGCAAUGCCAGUGAACGUCUGAACAGUGUGGUCAACCAACCAGGUGACUUGACCAAGCUGGACAUCCAGACAGUGGCAGACGAGGUUGGCAGGAUUGUGGCAGUGGAGAAACCACCACGGGAGAUUAGCCAACAGCUGGUGGAUACAAUCAAUAAAGUGAUGGAGGCCCCAGAGGAGGAACUGGUGCAGGCAGAGACGGGCAGUAAGGCCACCUCAAGACUUGUGGCUGACCUUGAAAGUUUCGGCUCUAAGGUGGACAUGGGGUCCGACCCCCGGGUGCGGUACGUGACCCCCAACGUGGCCAUGGAACUCUGGAACAUCAAGAGCUCCGGUGAUGUCGUCAUUGGCUUCGGCGCCACGGAGUCGGAGAGCUGGUUCGAUCCCCUGUCAGAACCUCGCAUUCUCACUAUCAAGAACCGCACUUGGUCGGAACAAAACUUGCCAGGUUUUGAUAUCGCCAUUGAGUUGCCAGAAAGUCUUGUCAAAAACUCAAUGAGAAUGUACAAAGAGGACCCGGACAAGUCCUUGAGGCUGACCAUGUUCCUGUACAGGAAGACAGCCCUGUUCACGGCCAGCGAGACAGCCUUCCCCCAGAGCACCCUCAACAGCCCCAUCAUCUCGGCCAGUCUGGGGGGUCUCAAGAUCGUCGGGCUACAGGAGAAGGUCCGGCUGGUCUUCAAACCCUUCCUGGACGACAAGGACCGAGAGAAACGAACCAGGUGCGUCUACUGGGACACGGAGAGCGGCCCCACCCCCAGGUGGUCGGACCAGGGGUGUACCUACAACGGUACCCUGAACGGGCGGGACGUCUGUCUGUGUGAUCACCUGACCAACUUUGCCAUCCUGCUGGACUUCUAUGGAGACGAGAAACCCAUCUCCGCUGAAAACGAGACGUCUUUGAGUAUUCUCUCUCUAAUUGGCAUCGGCCUGUCCAUAUUUGGUCUGGCUAUCACCAUCAUCACGUUUCUGGCCUUCAAAAAACUCCGCCAGGGUCGGGCCCAGCAGACGUUAUUCAACAUGGCCAUAGCCCUCCUGUGUUUCCAGACGACCUUCCUGGUGGGGGUGAAGCAGACGAGCAUCCGGCCUGUGUGUCUGACCGUCUCCGUCCUGCUCCACUACCUGAUCCUGGUCUCCUUCGCCUGGAUGCUGAUAGAGGCCGUGUUGCAGUACCUGACAUUCGUCAAGGUGUUGGGCACCUACAUCUCACGCUACACCCUCAAGACCGUGCUGCCGGCCUGGGGUCUACCCCUGUUGCCUGUCAUCGCAGUGUUGGCCACAGACUACAACCUUUACCUUGGGCGGUCUAAUUAUUGCUGGAUGGACCUGCACGCCUUCUACUACGCCUUCGCCCUGCCAGUGGGCAUCAUCGUUCUCUUCAACAUCAUCAUGUUCUUCGUCAUCAUCGUCAGUCUGGUGACCCGACCCAAGGGACUCCGGAGUACCCAGGCCAACAGCAAGACACGGGAGACAAACCUCAAGGCCGCAUUCACCAUAUUUGUCUUGUUAGGUUUAACCUGGCUGUUUGGGUUCCUGGCUGUUGAAGACGCCCGCCUGCCAUUCCAAUACGCCUUCACCAUCUUCAGCUCCCUGCAGGGGUUUCUCAUCUUUGUGCUCAUGGUGGCACGGAGGAAGCAGGUACGAGACCAGUGGUGCGCGGCGUGUUGCACAAAGAAAAAUGGCGCCCAGCACCGCCAGAAGCAGCUGUCCCCCAGCUCCUCCAGCUCCAACAGCAGCAUCAACCACAGCCGCACGCUGCCCAGCUUCGUCAACCACACCUACACCGGCGACUCAGUCAUCAUCAAACCCGGCAGUCGCAGGGAGAGCACCCUAUCAGCCUAGCUCCCAGUUUAAACAGACUCUCAAAAAGUGCUUUCGAGUUAGAGCAAUAAAAAUUAUGUAAUUAUGAUGGAGUGUCAUUAACUUAAAUAAUAAUUUUUAAAACGUGCAGUUUUUUAUAAUUAAAAUUUUAUAAAAACAAAUAUUUUGAAAAGGGAUAAAAAUGUGAGGUAGGGGAAACAACUCAUCUAAUUUGUUUUCAUUAAAAAUCAUUUAAGUAAUUAUCUCCCUUCACAAUGGAUUAAUAUUUGUAAGAAAUGUGACAGUCUUUCUUGGUUUGAAAUUUUUUUAUAUUAUAGGAAACAUUUUUCUGAAGAUGAACCACUUUUUAUUAAUCAAGAUGAAGUGGGGUAUUCAUAAAUUUGUGUAAUUAUAGCAUCCAUUUCUGUGGUUUGUAAUUUAACUUAAAACAAUGCAAAAAGACAAAUCAAACACAAUUUUUAUUUUCAUGAAUCAUUUUCAAUUGGUUUAUGAAGUUGGGCUAUAUUUUGCAUUAGGUUUAAUUUAAUGUAGGAUAGUUAAUCUUAAACAAAAUGUUACCAAUGAUUUUCCUGAUCUGUUGAUUUUUUUUUUGUCUCCCUUAAAACCUGGUGCAGAUUUUACACACCAAUGGUAGCCAUGUACUGAGUGUGUAGAUUGUGUACUGAGUACAUCGACUGUGUACUGAGUACAUCAGCCAUGUACUGAGUGUGUAGACUGUGUACUGAGUACAUCAGCCAUGUACUGAGUGUGUAGACUGUGUACUGAGUACAUCAGCCAUGUACUGAGUGUGUAGACUGUGUACUGAGUACAUCAGCCAUGUACUGAGUGUGUAGACUGUGUACUGAGUACAUCAGCCAUGUACUGAGUGUGUAGACUGUGUACUGAGUACAUCAGCCAUGUACUGAGUGUGUAGACUGUGUACUGAGUACAUAGACUGUGUACUGAGUACAUCAGCUGUGUACUGAGUACAUCGACUGUGUACUGAGUGCAUAGACUUGUAGUGAGUACAUAGACGGUGUAGUGAGUACAUCAGCUGUGUACUGAGUACAUCAACUGAGUGCAUAGACUGUGUAGUUGGUGCAUCAGUAUUGCACAGAAUGCAGCAGCAGUGUACUGGGACAAAGUGCACUAGAUGUAUAUGAUUAAAGUGCACAUAACACGAGCAGUGCACUAUCCCACAAUACAGUACACAGAUGGUAAAUGACUGCACUGUAUUCCACCAGCCAUCAACAGUGGCACACCAGUAAUGCAUGUGUCGUGGUAUAAGAUGCAUUGCUGUCUACUACAGUACAUAAGGACUAACCCAUGUUAGGAUUCUGUAUUACAGUUUAUCUAAUGUUCAAACGUUUUAUUUCAUUUUAUUUUUGGAAAUGAGAAAUCUAUUUUUUUUCUGUCUGGAAUUUUAAAAAAAAGUAAAAUA
Physella acuta is the source of this 7446-nucleotide messenger RNA. RefSeq lists its product as uncharacterized. Gene Ontology annotation, biological process: G protein-coupled receptor signaling pathway; cell surface receptor signaling pathway. The record is from RefSeq and is a predicted model, not a curated record. Gene Ontology annotation, molecular function: G protein-coupled receptor activity. Lineage: Eukaryota; Metazoa; Mollusca; Gastropoda; Physidae. Gene Ontology annotation, cellular component: membrane.